Molecule: messenger RNA, 1032 nt
Organism: Puma concolor (puma)
Lineage: Eukaryota; Metazoa; Chordata; Mammalia; Carnivora; Felidae
Gene: LRRC23
Product: leucine rich repeat containing 23
Molecular function (GO): protein binding
Source: RefSeq, a predicted model, not a curated record
AUGUCAGAUGAAGAUGAUCUGGAAGACUUCGAUGCAGACCAGGAUGAUCUGGAAAAGGAAGAGGAUGAGAGGGAGACAGAGGAGUGGGAGGACUACAGGAAGGAGGGAGAAGACCUCUCUGAGGAAUGGUUGCCCACCCCCCUCACGGAGGACAUGAUGAAGGAAGGGCUUUCUUUGCUCUGCAAGACGGGCAAUGGACUGGCUCAUGCUUAUGUCAAGCUGGAGGUUAAAGAGAGGGAUCUGACAGAUAUCUACUUGUUGCGUUCCUACAUCCAUCUGCGCUAUGUGGAUGUUUCUGAGAACCACCUGACAGAUUUGUCCCCGCUCAAUUUCCUUACACACCUGCUCUGGCUCAAGGCUGAUGGCAACCAUCUGCGGAGUGCCCAGCUGAAUGAACUGCCCUACCUGCAGGUUGCCAGUUUUGCCUAUAACCAGAUCACUGACACAGAGGGCAUCUCUCACCCUCGUCUGGGCAGCCUGGAUCUCAAAGGUAACCGCAUCCGCAUGGUGACAGGUCUGGACCCCCAAAAGCUGAUCAGCCUGCACACCUUGGAGCUUCGGGGGAACCAGAUAGAAACCACCCUGGGAAUCAACCUUCCUAAACUGAAGAACCUCUUCUUGGCCCAGAACAUGCUGAAGAAGGUGGAGGGCUUGGAGAACCUAAGCAAUCUCACUACCUUGCAUCUUCGAGACAACCAGAUUGAGACUCUGAGUGGCUUCUCCAAGGAAAUGACAUCGUUACAGUAUCUCAACCUGAGGGGCAACAUGGUGACCCACCUGGGAGAGCUGGCCAAGCUUCGGGACCUGCCCAAGCUGCGAGCCUUGGUGCUGUUGGACAACCCGUGUACAGAUGAGAGUGACUAUCGCCAGGAGGCCCUGGUGCAGAUAGCACACCUCGAACGCCUGGAUAAAGAUUUCUACGAGGAGGAGGAGCGGGCUGAGGCUGAUGAGAUCCGUCAGAGGAUGAAGGAGACCCAGGAGCAGGAGGCUGAGCCUGAGCACAGCUUCAAACUGGAGCAGUCUUCCAUGUAG